Mytilus californianus (California mussel) is the source of this 3395-nucleotide messenger RNA. RefSeq names its product ferroxidase HEPHL1-like. Lineage: Eukaryota; Metazoa; Mollusca; Bivalvia; Mytilida; Mytilidae. The record is from RefSeq and is a predicted model, not a curated record. Gene Ontology annotation, molecular function: oxidoreductase activity; copper ion binding. The transcript is spliced from 13 exons. Bases 56 to 3295 code for a protein of 1079 amino acids.
UAAAGGGAAAUUAUCAAAGCCAAGCAUACUUGUCUUUGUACGUAUCACUGUAGCCAUGGUCUCAUCUGUCCUCCGAUGGAGUAUUUUCAUAUCGAUAUUCUCGUCCGUUUGCUGUUUAAGACGAGAUUAUUUUAUAACUGCUGAGGAACAAUGGUGGGACUAUGCACCGAGUAAACAGAACCUUAUAACAAACGACAGAACUAUAUCAGACCGAUAUAUACAAACAACAGAGGAUAGAAUAGGAAGUGUUUAUAAGAAAGUGAUGUUAAAGCAGUUCACUGAUGGUUUCUUCCAAAGGGAGAUAAAACCAGCACCAUGGAUGGGAUAUGUUGGGCCUACAAUUAAAGGAGAAACUGGUGAUGUGUUGUAUGUUCACUUCCGGAACUUAGCAUCAAGGCCUUAUGGACUUCAUCCUCACGGUGUACAAUACUUUAAAGACAGCGAAGGAUCGUUGUACAUGGAUGGCACUUCCGGUAGAGAUAAGUUAGAUGAUGCUGUACCACCAGGACAGACGUAUACAUACAGAUGGUUCAUGCAAAAUACGUUUGCCCCAACAAAAGAUGAUGAGAACUGUAUCCCUGUUGGCUACCAUCCACAUAUCAGAUCAACAAAAGACGUCGAUACUGGGUUGAUUGGGAUCUUAUUGAUAUGUAAACCUGGAACAUUGAAUCCAGAUAAAUCUAGGAAGGAUGUUGACAGAGAGUUUGUUCUGUAUGCCGAUAUCAUCAAUGAAACUAAUAGUUGGUUGAUAGACCAGAGCUUAAAUCUAUGUCGAAAUCCACAACGCUGUCGACAACUUUUCGACCAGAAAAAUGUGCCUUUCAUUUCGGACACGUUAAUGUAUUCGAUAAACGGGUAUAUUUAUGGAAAUAUGCCUGACUUCCCAAUAUAUGAAGGAGAGAAGGUAGCAUUUUAUGCCAUGGGAUUAAACUUGGGACUACAUGUCUUUGGUGUACAAGGACAGUCAUUUAAGUUUAAGCGUACAAGAACACAUGCUGUUGUGUUUGGUAUAGCACGGUUUGAAGGGUUAUACAUGACAGCCAGAAAUCCUGGUAGAUGGAUGAUAUUUUGUAAAGUCAACUACCAUUUUGAUCAUGGAAUGGCAGCUUUUGUAAAUGUGAUGCCAAGACCAGGAGUAUUGCCGCCAACUAAAAUAAGAAGAACACGUCGUUAUUUCAUAGCUGUAGAAGAAAUUGUAUGGGAUUACAGACCGUCUGGUAGAGUAUUGGCGAGAGUUGGUAAAGGUUCAACUGAAAGAUCAAAGAUAGAGGAACGAUUCUUCACAAGCGAUGGAGCUGUUGGAGGCCGUUUUGUUAAAGCAGUUUUCAUUGAGUAUACAGACGGAUCAUUUCAAAAACGAAAAAAACGCAUUAAAGACGAGAAACAUUUGGGGAUACUUGGACCACCAGUUAGAAUUGAAGUAGGAGAAAUGUUAGAAAUUAUACUUUUAAACAAAGCAAGCCGGCCUUAUUCCUUUAAUCCAUUUGGUCUUGCAUUCACCAAAGAUAACGAAGGAGCAUUCUAUAAAAACGACAGAUAUAGCAGUGAAGUCUCAGGUGCUGCAGCGAUGCCUAGACAACAACGUCGCUAUAUUUUUACUGUACCAUGGGAUUAUGGACCUACAGAAGAAGAUCCACAAUGUGUAACAGAAACGUACCAAUCAUUUGUUGAUUACACUAAGGACCAGAAUUCUGGUUUGGUCGGUCCACUCCUUAUUUGUAAACCAGGAUCUUUAAACGCGUUCGGAAGGCAGCAUGGUGUAGACAAAGAAUAUUUCCUAAUGUUGAUGAAUUGGUUUGAACAAGAUAGUUGGUACUUUAAUCAAAGUAUAUCCUUGGCCAUGCUGAAUGGUAAAAUAGUUGACCAAGAAAACGAUAUGUUAAGAGAUGUGAACGCUUUAAGAGCAAUAAACGGUAGAGUUUUCGGCAACAUUGGCGGUUUUGAAAUGUGUGUUGGAGACAAAGUAUCCUGGCAUGUUCUUGGAUUUGGUGCAAGAUUUCAGUUCCAGAAUCCAGUGUUUGAAGGAAACAAUGUCCGAUAUGAUGGACGAAUGGUUGAUCACGUGCCUGUUUUCCCGGGCACUAGUCAGACAGCUUAUAUGAUUCCAGAUAAUCUGGGAAAGUGGCUUCUCCAUGCUGGUCAGUUAGAAUCUCAGACAGACGGCAUGGUAACUAGAUAUAAUGUAGGCCUGUGUAAUCGCCAUCUGUUAGUGUCUAUUCCUGUCUUUAAGAAGACUGUAAUUCGCAGGAUUUAUAUAGCAGCAGUAGAUGUUAUCUGGGAUUAUGCACCGAGAAAAUUAAACAUUGUGACAAUGGGGGAUCUUAGAGAUCCAAAUACACCGGGUAAUAUAUACGUUCGUAACACUGACAUGUUUAUUGGCACACAGUAUAAAAAGACUGUGUACAGGGAGUUCUAUGAUGCAUCAUUCUCAAGACAGGUACAGCGUACAGAAAAAGAUAACCAUCUCGGAAUACUUGGACCAUUCAUUAAGGCAGAAGUUGGAGACGUCAUUCAAGUUUUUUUCAAAAAUAUGGCGUCUUUUGAUAAUUCUAUAUACUUGAAGAAUCUACCACUGGAUAAUGAAAUGUCUAAACACUUAAGAAAUGGUGUAAAACCAGGAGAUAUGAAAAUUUACAGAUGGCGAGUUCCAGAACGAUCCGGUCCUGGUAGAAAUGAGCCUAACUGUGUUGGAUAUACAUAUAAUUCGCCUGUUUACCCUCAUAAGGAUAUUGCCACAGGUCUGAUGGGACCGCUACUUAUUUGUAAAAGAGGUGUUUUGGAUGUUUAUAACAACAGAAUGGACAACACAAACAAAGAAUUUGCGUUAGCUUUUGUUAUAUUCAAUGAAGCUAAUAGCCAUUACUUUGACGAGAAUGUACGAGAGAGAGCACCGAACAGAACGAAUCUGGAUGACUCAAUGUUCCAACUAUCUAAUACUAAGUUUAGUAUUAAUGGAUUUAUUUUUUCUAACAUACCGAACCUAGAAAUGGUAGAAGGUGAUACAAUAGCAUGGUACACGUACUCCUUUGGUUCCUUCCGAGAUAUACAUUCAAAUCAUUUUCAUGGACAAACUUUUAUAAAAACUUCGGCAUUAUCUUUCCGGGAUGAUGUGGUUGGUGUUGUUCCAGGAUCCUAUGAAACUGUAGAAAUGUUUGCAGAUAACCCAGGAACGUGGCUUAUUCAUUGUCAUUUAGCAUUACAUAUGUCUGCUGGUAUGCUAAACACGUACACGAUUUUACCAAGGAAUCACACAGAGGCCCUUAUUGAGUUUGCCCUCAAAGGUUACCACGUAUAGGUAAAGGAGACGGAACAUGAUUAGAUGAAGUGUGUAUUGAUGUUAAUCAAUAAAUGUUACGUUUGUAAUUUGUUUUAAAAAAUGGAAUAUUAGGAUGUUA